AUGUGGCUGCUGGGAUUCGAGCCCAGGUGUUUUGGUGUCCCUCGUGGAGUAGAAAUCAGGCUGUACAGAAAAAGAUGGUUGAAUUCUAGUUGCUGUGCUCUAGGGGUAUCUGAGAUUGGAGCUGGAAACCUGUUUGAUGACAGCUCGUUGAAGGGGGCUGAAAAUGGAUCCUUGUUGGGUGCACUUGAUGAGUCAGCUUCAGCACCAUUUGGAACAGUGGAUGCUGAAAUUACCCCUGAAACCAUUGAUUUCUUCGUUAGUGAUGCUGAGGGCGAUCCUGACUGCCCUUCUAAGGGAUUCGCUUCCAUUGAGCAGGCAUUAAAUACAUUACACCAAGGAAAGUUUGUGAUUGUUGUAGAUGAUGAAAAUGAGGAUGUCGAAGGAAACCUCAUCAUGGCAGCUUCUCAUGCAACUCCAGAGCAGAUCGGCUUUAUGGUUAAGCAUGGUUCAGGCAUUGUUUCUGUAGGAAUGAAAGAGGAGGAUCUUGAAAGGCUGAAGCUUCCUCUCAUGUCACCAGAAAGUGAAGAUGAAGAUUCUUCUGCCCCAACUUUCACAGUCACAGUGGAUGCAAAAACCAGUACAUCAACAGGAGUGUCGGCUUCAGACAGGGCAAAGACUGUUCUUGCUCUGUCUUCUCCAGAGUCAAAGCCUGAUGACUUCAGAAGGCCAGGUCAUAUAUUUCCCCUCAAGUACAGGAAUGGUGGGAUUUUAAGGAGAGCUGGUCAUACUGAGGCUUCUGUGGACCUGAUCAUGCUCACUGGUUUGCGGCCGGUUUCUGUUCUUUCAACAGUUGUUGAUCCAGAGGAUGGUUCUAUAGCAUCUCUGCCCUUUCUACAAAAGUUGGCUUUGGAGCAUAGCAUACCACUUGUCUCAAUAACUGAUCUGAUCAGGUACCGGAGAAAGAGGGAAAAGUUGGUUGAAAGAACUGCCAUUUCACGUCUGCCUACGAAGUGGGGUCUAUUUCAGGCUUACUGCUAUCGAUCAAAGUUAGACGGAACAGAACAUAUAGCAGUUGUUAAGGGAGACAUAGGGAAUGGACAAGAUGUUCUUGUAAGAGUUCAUUCAGAAUGUUUAACAGGCGAUAUUUUUGGAUCAGCAAGAUGUGAUUGUGGCAACCAGUUGGAUUUGGCAAUGCAGAUAAUCGAGCAAGCUGGUAGAGGAGUUGUGGUUUACCUUCGAGGUCACGAAGGGAGAGGGAUUGGCCUUGGUCACAAACUCCGGGCCUAUAAUUUGCAAGAUCAGGGCCAUGACACAGUUCAAGCCAACAUUGAACUUGGUUUAGCUGUGGAUGCUCGUGAAUAUGGUAUUGGUGCCCAGAUUCUGAGAGACGUAGGCAUUCAGACCAUGCGCCUGAUGACUAACAACCCAGCCAAGUUCACUGGUCUCAAGGGUUAUGGCUUGGCUGUUAUUGGAAGAGUGCCGGUCUUGACACCCAUUACAGAGGAAAACAAGAGGUACUUGGAAACAAAGCGUACCAAGAUGGGUCAUAUUUAUGGUUCUGAUCUGCAAGGACCAUUGGCUGAAUUCACCAAACCAACUGUAAAUAAGAAAGAAUCGUCUGAGAUGGAGUAUAAGCCAGAAUGAUACACUUGUUUCAACUUGGCUCUGCUCCAGAAGCAGAAAGAAUUCACUUGGAACACAUGAUAUAGAAAGAAAAAUUUUCAAACCCAACACAUAAGGAGUUAUUGUUUUUGUUCUACAUAAAA
Theobroma umbraticum is the source of this 1706-nucleotide messenger RNA. RefSeq names its product monofunctional riboflavin biosynthesis protein RIBA 3 (gene RIBA3). Gene Ontology annotation, cellular component: cytosol. The record is from RefSeq and is a predicted model, not a curated record. Gene Ontology annotation, molecular function: 3,4-dihydroxy-2-butanone-4-phosphate synthase activity; GTP cyclohydrolase II activity. Gene Ontology annotation, biological process: riboflavin biosynthetic process. Lineage: Eukaryota; Viridiplantae; Streptophyta; Magnoliopsida; Malvales; Malvaceae.